Anopheles funestus (African malaria mosquito) is the source of this 4324-nucleotide messenger RNA. RefSeq lists its product as uncharacterized. Bases 1474 to 4059 code for a protein of 861 amino acids. The record is from RefSeq and is a predicted model, not a curated record. The transcript is spliced from 6 exons. Lineage: Eukaryota; Metazoa; Arthropoda; Insecta; Diptera; Culicidae.
CGUCAGCAAGACACUACGGACACCAGACUCCAAGCGAACGUCGACCAGUGUGGUAGUGUGUCGAGGUUUCGAGCGUUCGAGCGAAGUUUCAUCCAAGCACCAAGUCCAAAAGUGUUUCCACUUCACCCUUGUACAACCGUGUGGCGUGUUUUGAGCGGGUUUUGUGCAACAGUUUGAAUGAACCUCCAGAAGUGAAGGGAAUAAAACAGUUUUAAAGAGCAAACCCGCCACCCGCCGAGAAGUGAAAAAAUUGGUCAAACAGAAGGUGUGUAUGUGCGCGAAAGAUUCAACCUCAAAACAUAAAGUGCAUUCGGUGUUGCAUCGGCAACGGGAGAAAGAGAAAAAAGAGAGCGAUAGAGUGUGUGUGUGUGUAUGCAAGAAUUACGGUGAAUGUGCAUAUGCAACUGCAUUCAAAACCGCAUCACCUUGUCCGUAGCGGGAUUCUUGUCUAAAGGGUGGUGUUUAUUGUGCCAGUGUGUAUGUUAAGUGUGCACCCCUGUUUGUGUGCCUGUUUUUACAUGAGUGGUGGAUUUGCAUAGUGCAGAAUUUUGCUCGUGUUGCGCCAAGUGCAUCGCGGACAUCAACACGGGAGACAGCAAAAACAGGCGGUUCGCUUUUAUCAACUCCUUCCCAAACCAACCUCCGGUCCGUGCUAUUCCCGGGGUUUUAAGUCAACCGCUCCCCGCAAACGGUUGACAUCUUUGGCCGCAAAGGGGGUAAAAGGGGUGUUUUAAGAAUUGUGCAAUUGCCCAGCCCCCGCAGCUGAAGAGUUGUUGCGCGUGUUUUGUGUACCGAAGUGAGUUUGUGUUUUUUUUGUUUCUUCUCCGAGUUGUUAUUAUUUUGGUUGGAAUUUUACCACAAGUCGCGUUCCGGCAGUGCAUGUGCUUGAUGUUUGAUUGUUUGUGUUUGGCGUUUUAUUUUUGCAUCAUUUCGCGCUAAUCAUUCGUCGUUCGUGGAGAUCGUGUGCAAUCAACAUCGUAACGAGAAGGAAGGAAGGUUAGAAUUCAUCUCUUCCCACUUCCCCCUAGAAGUAUAGGGAGGUGUUUUGUGAAGGCGUGUGUAGUGCUAACAACACCCCAAUUGCCCCUCCUCUCACGGGUACACACACACACACAAUCACAAACAAAAGCAAUAGUUUCUAAAUCGUGCCAGAAAGCGCCAUUUGCUGUGACAUUCUACCUUCCAUCCUUUGGUGCCGUGACUGGGAUCCGUGAGCCAAGAAGGUUCGUCACUGUGGUCGCGAUCGGAAUUUUAAGCUACCCGUACAGAAGAAGCUUCGACGGAUCGACGGCGCAGCAGCUACAGCGGGGAGAUUUCAAACAACAACCCGAACGACAGAGAACGAACGAUCGAGGAAUUUUAAGCAGCUAGCUUGCCCUAGAUUGUACGCAGAUAAUGUAAAGCAAAUCAUUGGUACGCGCUAGACGUUUCACACCCGUAGCUAGGACAUACUUCACCUACCACCUAGACAGGAUGGCGCUCCGAUUGCGCAAGGAUGUACAGAAAGCGUCCUAUUACGUUUGGUUCCUGGGUGCCCAGGAAGCGAAGGCACUGAGAGGCACCCGCAGCCUACUACCGAUGAUACCGCGCAUGGUGGAAAAAUCAAAAGAACAGGAACCGCUGAAGGUUACGCUGCAGGUUUCACACAAAGGAUUGAAGAUUGUACAGGGUUCGGCGAAACACUUUAUACCCCAUGGAGCCAUCACUUGCUCGGUGCAGACGGAAGACAUUGUUGCCUGUACGUUGCUGCUGUACAAUCCGGCCACCAAAUGUCCGCUGCACGUUCAUGCGUACCGAUGUGAUUCGGAGCUUACCGCACAGGCCCUGCACGAUCAGCUGCAGGUGCUGAUCAACAGACCGGAAAACCAGAAACGAUUCACCGAACUGGAAGCACGGCUCGGUUUGGCGGCACAGCUAACCGGUGCUCCGUGCGGUGUCAACGGUGGUCAACCGGGUGGCCCGGGUGCAAUUCCGAUCAUGGACGGUGGCCGCAAAAGGAUGCCGCGCAGGUUCGAAUCACCGCGUCGCUUUCCGGACUCGUCGCACGGUAGUGAUACGGGCACGGCCAGUACCCGGGAGUCGGAGUGUUCCGAGGAACAGCAGCAUUCACCGACGUCUGGUCCGGUUUCGCCAUUGAUCAGUCAGUCGAAGCUGUACGAUUCGCUGGCGGCCGAACUGCGGGAGAAGCUAAGUGGCGGUGUGCCAUUGCUGCUGCCUACAAAAGAACCAGACCACAAGAAGGAAGCCGUCCACAGUUCUAGUGAUGCAGCAGCACGACGGUUCCGCAACGGUUGCCUGACCGGCUCCAUCACACCAUCGACGGGCGUUAAUCAAAAGCAUGGCGUAUCAUCCCGUGGAUCUUCCGGCAUCGGGUCGGAUCUGGCCCCGAGCCCGGAACGACACGAGCCGCAAAGCUCAAGCGAGGACGAAUGGGUGAAUGACCAAGAACCGACCCUGAAUGGUAAUUCCAAUCGCCAUUCCGGUGGCCGACCGGUGGAGCGCUAUCUGGACGAUCAGCCGGUGACACGCAUGAGCAAGUACCGUGAUGCUCCGCCACCGACAACGUACCUGUACCCGAAUGUACGUGACGAACCAACCCGUGUACGGCAUCAGCGUUCGUCGAGCCGCGAGGAGGAUCGCAGCCUGCAGGGAUCGGUUAACUCGCGCGAGGAAGAGGUGAAACCGAUCAUCACCAACCAUACGCCACGCUACCGGAACGCGUACAAACCAGCGGACGGGUAUGGGUUGGAAGAGCGCAAGAAGAAAAUCACCAUCGAGGACAAGUACGUUGAUGAGCGUGACGGUGGCCGAAGAGGUGGCCGAUACGCUGGGACCGAUGAGCGAGUGGUAGAACAUCGUGGAGAGGUUGAGUUUGAGUAUGGCAAACCACAGCCAGACCCGAGACGUUACUUUGAGGAGGAGUACGAGCGUGACCGUUAUCGCGAUAAUCUGACCGAUCGGCAGAAAUAUCGGGAGGUAGCUACCGAUGGCAGCAAUAAAUACCGCGGCAAGGAGUACGAUCGUCGGGGACCGGUUCAGGUGACGCACGCAGAUCGUGCUGAUUAUCGCGAAUACUCCCCGGAACGUAUUCCACCAAUGGUGUCGGGACGUGGAAAGUAUGCAGCUCAGGAUCACUUUGGUGAGCGACAGGAUUUCAAGGUAGAACGCGAAGGAUAUCAUCGUUCACCACCGACACACAAGACCGAUCGGAUGAGGUACGGUCAUGCCGAGGAUACACACGAUAGCGUUGAUAGACGGCCGAUGUAUCGGUCCGGACCGGAAGAGGAAGGAUAUCGCGAGGAAAGACGCUUCGGCGGUCACGAGGAAACUCCGAAGCGUAGCAGUUACAAGAUGGCAGACAAGUACGAGGAACGCUGGCGACAGGAGAUGUCUGGCGGUUACGGUGAUGUUGAGCCAUCAGCCGGACGGCGUUAUCAUCGGGAAGAAUCGAAGCAUGCGCAACCUCCACCACCACCACAGCCACAGGCGGACACGUGGAAACCGGAACCGCGUAAGAAAUCCGUCGAGAUACGAACCAGCUCGCCCGAAUCCACCAUGCAUCGUAUCUCACCGAAGGAUCGGUUCCAGACAGCGAAGGAAAAGUUCCAGCAGAUGGAACGCGAACGUCACGAACAGGAACGGCUCGAGCAGGAACGUUUGGAACGCGAGCGGCUGCUGCACAGUAAGCGAACGGUGGAACAUGUGCCUGCGCCACGCCGUGGCUCCCUUGAGCCAGCGGCCGUCAGUUCGCACGAAAGCAAUGGUUGGAGUUCGGAAGAGGAACAACUACCCCCAAGGGGCCAUCCACGUUCGAACGGAAGCUUGAACGGGUCGGGUGUUAAUGGAUCAAUGGGCCCGGGAGGUUAUCGGGAACUAUCGCCAGAAGAGCGUUACCCGGGAUUGGAUCGCGAUUCUGGACACGCCGGACGCCGAAUGAUGCCGGCAAAGAGUUUGACCAACCUUGUGAAGGGUUAUCGCCACAGUUAUGCAGAGCCACGACCACCGCCAGUAUCACGUAGCAGCGGUCGUGUCGGGUUAGCCGCAGUUAACCCGUACUAAAGACGCAAGACGGAAGCUGAGUCAGUAGGAUAGACCGUAGGUUCCCAAGCGAAGCAUAGAAGCCCAAACAACAAAUACUCUCCCGCACGUAGAUGUAGACGUUACGUAGAUUAUUAUAUGCGUUUUUUUUGCUUUUCAAUGUGCCUUAUAGUGUUUAUGGUUGGAAGCAUAUCUUUAGCCACCGAGCACGGUGGACGAUGUACAUUGCUGAGGUUCUAAAUACAACAAGUUUUUAAGAAAUAAAAUCACAAUAUAACCCACGAAA